CCCAAGCCUCCUUAUUCUCUUUCACCGAUUCCUUGUAUUUCCUCUCUAUAUAUUUCAUACUUACUAUAAAAACAAGAAUAGCCCACAGCUUUCUCCCAUGCACUUGUCUAUUGAUCUUCACCUCCAACACUUCUUGCUUAGUGUUUCUCUCUUACUCUUCUUUUUGGUUCCCAUAUCUCUUUGUCCAUAACUUGUCUCUGAAACAGUUACUAUCCUUUGUUCUUUUUAAACUCCCACACCACAGAACUCACAUAAUAUUCAUUCAAGAUUCUAUUACAACUUCUCUCUGACAGCUUAAUUACAAACUCUUUCCAUUCUGGUAUAUAUAUUGUCUGAAUUGUGAGUCCCUUCUCAGUUCCCCUGACAAUGUCAAGUCGAAGAUCACGUUCGGGACAGUCAGCAGUUUCAAGAAUAAGCGAUGAUCAAAUUGCAGAUCUGGUAUCCAAGUUACAACUUCUUAUCCCUGAAAUCCGCAAUAGGCGUUCUGACAAGGUUACAGCAUCCAAAGUGUUGCAAGAGACAUGUAACUAUAUAAGAAGUUUACACAGAGAAGUGGAAGACCUAAGUGAACGAUUAUCGGUGCUUUUGGAUUCUACUGAGAGUGAUAGUGCUCAAGGGGCUAUUAUUAGAAGUUUACUUAUGUGACAAUAAUUGCCAUUAUUAGAAGCUUACUAAUUUCAACUGCUACCUCUAUUUUGUACUUGUUAUUUUGGAUUCCAAAUUGUUGCAAGAGACAUGCAACUACAUUACUAGUUAUAUUUAAUUUGCGUUUGGCCACUAGGCCAGUGUAGGAGAGACCCCAGUCUGGCUCUCUCUCUCUAUUUAGACUGGCUAGUAUCAGCUAUGUCAUACAUAUAUAUAUUUAGAUAUGGCAAAUUUGGAUAUAUAGUAUUAUUGGUUUCUAUCCAUCCAUUUCAAGAGUU
This is a messenger RNA of Nicotiana tabacum (common tobacco), 923 nucleotides long. Its product is annotated as transcription factor PRE6. Gene Ontology annotation, biological process: regulation of growth; regulation of DNA-templated transcription. The record is from RefSeq and is a predicted model, not a curated record. Gene Ontology annotation, molecular function: protein dimerization activity. Lineage: Eukaryota; Viridiplantae; Streptophyta; Magnoliopsida; Solanales; Solanaceae.